Molecule: messenger RNA, 1251 nt
Organism: Folsomia candida
Lineage: Eukaryota; Metazoa; Arthropoda; Collembola; Entomobryomorpha; Isotomidae
Exons: 2
Coding region: 1-1251 (416 amino acids)
Biological process (GO): DNA integration
Molecular function (GO): nucleic acid binding
Source: RefSeq, a predicted model, not a curated record
AUGUGGACCGACUCAACACUCGUUCUAAGGUGGAUCGCAUCAUUUCCCGGAAGAUGGAAAACUUUCGUCGCCAACAGAGCAUCCAGUUUUUCGCACCUCGUUCGAGUUUCUGCAUACGUCAGAAGAUUCAUUGCAAAUACCCGAUACCCAUCCAAAAAGUUCACUGGUCCAAUAAGUCCAUCCAAGCUAAAGAAUAGUUUGACUCAACUAAUUCGAACGGUACAAGGAGACUCUUUUGCGGCGGAAAUUAACGAUUCGCAAAACUCCAAAUCGGUUUGCAAGACAAGAAACAUUCACCAACUCAAUCCAUUUCUUGAUGGAGAAGGAACUCUCAGGGUGGGCGGCAGAUUAUCACGGUCACCAAUACACGAGGAGGCAAAACACCAAGCGAUUCGACCCCAUGAUCAUCAUCUCACAACGCUCAUCGUUCGAGAUUGUCACCUGAAGAAUCUUCACAGCGGAUUUCAAGCUACAUGGUCAACCCUCCUACAACAAGUUUGGAUUCUCAGAGGAAGAAACACAAUUCGUCAAAUCAUUCGCAAAUGUGUCAUCUGCAGGAGACAUCGAGCCCAACUUUCACAACAAUUAAUGGGAAAUCUACCUGUUGCUCGUGUCACUCCAAAUCCCCCAUUUCUACAUGUUGGAGUUGACUACGCAGGCCCAUCCUCAAUUCUCAAGGCUAAGGGAAGAGGUCAAAGGUCAAUGAAAUCAUAUUUUGCAAUCUUUAUAUGCUUUAGUACAAAAGCAGUUCAUCAGGAGGCAGUGACUAAUCCAUCCACAGAAGCAUUCUUCGCGUGUCUCCGACGGUUCUCAGCACGACGAGGCGUACCAGGUCACAUAUAUUCAGAUUGUGGCACGAAUUUCCAAGGAGCCGAUAAGGAGUUAGAAGGAUUUUACCUUACUGAGUUCAAUGAAAACGUGGCGGAAGGAGCAGCAGCUCAAGGUAUCUCGUGGCACAUGAACGCCCCCUCAUCACCACAUCACGGAGGCUUAUGGGAGUCCGGCGUCAAAGCGGUCAAGUACCACACUCGUCGCGUAAUGGGCAACGCACAUCUCACCCUUGAAGAAUUUGCAACCUUAUUAUGUCAAGUGGAAUCCAUCCUAAAUUCCCGUCCUCUCUGCGCAAUGUCACCAGACCCAGGAGACCUACAGGCCUUAACUCCAGGUCAUUUCCUCAUCGGACGGCCGCUUAACUCCAUCGCGGAUCCGGACGUCACUCAUAUCAACACCAAUAAACUAUCGAGAUGGUAA